AUGCGAACAUGGCGGCGGACCUUCGCUACGUCUGUUGCCAGACUAAGCCACAAGCCUACAGGGCAGAGCGCCAGCCCCACACUUUUACGAUGUGCGCAAGUCCUUGAGCAAAGCAAGAAUGGGCCCUGCAGUUUAGAAGAUCAGGAAAUAAAACUGAACGGGUUUAUUCGCUCCGUCCGAAAGCAGAAGCGCUUUGCUUUUGCUGAGAUCUCAGAUGGGUCGACCGUUGAGCCUUUGCAAGCUUUUUUGAAACCAGCCCAGGCUGCCGAGCUGUCUACUGGAACGGCUGUGGAGAUCUCUGGCGUCUGGAAGGCCUGUCCACCUGGAAAGGAGCAAACUCAUGAGCUUCAGACGACAGACGUGAAUAUUGUCGGCAAAACAGACCCUGAGACAUAUCCUAUCCAGAAAAAGUACCAUAGUCCCGACUUCCUUCGUCAGAUUCCCCACCUCCGCAUUCGAACGCCGUUCAACUCCCUCCUCUCGCGAUUCCGAUCUGAAUGCCUGUACCAGCUUGGCAAUGUAUUUCGUUUCGCCCCGAACGGGGGCUUCGUCCAAGUCCACCCACCGCUGAUCACAUCUUCAGAUUGCGAAGGCGCCGGAGAGACAUUCACAGUCCUCCCGCGGGAAGCCGUAGGGUCACAGGCCGGGGGCGAACAUUUCUUCCGGGCCCCGAAAUACCUGACGGUGUCGUCGCAGCUUCACCUUGAGACCUAUGCCGCAGAGUUGGGAAAUGUAUGGACGAUGUCGCCCAUGUUCCGGGCGGAGAAGAGCGACACUCCGCGCCAUCUCAGCGAGUUUUACAUGCUGGAGGUCGAGAUGAACUUCAUGCAUGAUCUCGACUCGCUCACCGAUUCCGUCGAGCACAUUCUCCGAGACCUGGUUCGUCGGCUCUACGACACGCCGGUCGGGCAGGAGAUCCUGUCCGCGAAACGAUCGGGCGAGUCCGGCCAGGAGCAAACCGAAGGUUCCGGUUCCGAUCUCCAACAGCGAUGGAACGACAUGAUGGAGGGCCCCAAAUGGGCCCGCAUGACCUACACGCAGGCAAUUGAGAUGCUCCAGGAUGCAGUCUCCAAGGGACACGCCUCGUUCGAACACGACCCCGAAUGGACCGGCGGCCUCCAACUCGAGCACGAGAAGUAUAUCGUAGACGUGCUUCACAACGGCCGUCCGGUAUUCGUGACCGACUACCCCAAAGCCGUCAAACCAUUCUAUAUGGCGCCCUCCAACGGGGAUAGCAACGCGCCCGGCGAAACAGUCGCCUGCUUCGACCUCCUCCUCCCGGAGGUUAGCGAAGUCGCGGGAGGCUCCCUCCGCGAACAUCGCCUCCCAAAUAUCAUCCAGAAUAUGCGCGAACACGGGCUGAUUAAGGCCCGCGCGCCGGAGGCGGAAGCCAACGCAGCGACACAAGCCGACUCCGAGACGCCACUAUAUCCUCACCUCCUACCCGGGGAAGACCUAGGCCAUCUCCAAUGGUAUGCGGAUCUCCGGCGGUGGGGAACGGCGCCGCAUGGAGGGUUCGGUCUUGGGUUUGACCGGUUCCUGGGCUAUCUGGCGGGCGUCUCGAGUAUUCGAGACGUGGUGUCUUUCCCUCGGUAUUUCGGCAGGGCGGACUGCUGA
Messenger RNA from Aspergillus alliaceus, 1617 nucleotides. RefSeq names its product asparagine--tRNA ligase SLM5. The coding region runs from base 1 to 1617 and encodes 538 amino acids. Gene Ontology annotation, biological process: asparaginyl-tRNA aminoacylation. Gene Ontology annotation, cellular component: mitochondrion. The record is from RefSeq and is a predicted model, not a curated record. Gene Ontology annotation, molecular function: ATP binding; asparagine-tRNA ligase activity. NCBI's taxonomy places the organism in Eukaryota, Fungi, Ascomycota, Eurotiomycetes, Eurotiales, Aspergillaceae. The transcript has 3 exons.